Molecule: messenger RNA, 1992 nt
Organism: Knipowitschia caucasica
Lineage: Eukaryota; Metazoa; Chordata; Actinopteri; Gobiiformes; Gobiidae
Source: the annotation of a GenBank genome assembly
AUGGUACCUGUGUGUGUGUGUGUGUCUCAGUACCUGGGGCUUGUGGAGGUGGAGGAGUCCAGGGGGAUGCACGUGUGUGAAGAGGCCGUGAAGAAACUUAAAGCUAGCGGGAGGAAGACCGUGAAGGCCGUGCUGUGGGUGUCUGCAGAUGGACUGAGAGUUGUGGAUGAAAAAACUAAGGACCUGAUCGUGGACCAGACCAUCGAGAAAGUCUCAUUCUGUGCUCCAGACAGAAACUACGACAAAGCUUUCUCCUACAUCUGCAGAGACGGGACCACGAGGAGAUGGAUGUGUCACUGCUUCAUGGCUAUCAAGGACUCGGGGGAGCGGCUGAGCCAUGCGGUGGGCUGUGCGUUUGCUGCGUGUCUGGAACGUAAACAACGGCGAGAGAAAGAGUGCGGCGUCACCGCGUCCUUCGACGCUUCACGGACCUCGUUCGUACGAGAAGGAUCCUUCAGAGGCACCUCCUCCUGCACCUCCUCCUCCACCUGCACCUCGACCUCAGUUCAGCCGGCCGAGGAGAGGACACCAGACAGGAGGAGAGACCAUGUGGCCUUAGUCCCCUCGCUCCCUCCUUCGCCUCCAGAGGGCGCUGCGUCCCCCAUGGAGCGCCCUGAGCCUGGGGGAGGAGCCACAGCAGGGGGAGGAGCUGCUAUUCCACGCCGCCACGCCCCGCUGGAGCAGCUGGUGCGACAGGGCUCGUUCAGAGGGUUCCCGGCCCUCAGCCAGAAGAACUCCCCCUUCAAGAGACAGCUGUCACUCAGGCUCAACGACCUGCCCUCCACCUUGCAGCGCAAGACCGACUUUCAGACCACUGACACAGAUCUGGAAGGGGGCGUGGCCUGUGAGGCAGACGGUGGCGUGAAUGCGCUCUGCUCUCAGAUCAACUCAUCCUUCACCAGAGACGAGCUCUUCAUCACUCCUUAUCAUCAUCCUCCUCUUCCUGCUGCUGCGGUGAAUGGAGGUCCUCCCUGCACCAUACCCCCCCUGCUGCCACCUCCUCCAGCGCCUCCUCAGGUGUCCUCGUCCUGGGUGCAGCCGGACGUCCCUGUGUCCCCUCCGGUUGUUCCCUCGGCUCCGUUCACUCACGGACACAAGCGGACGCCGUCUGAGGCCGAGCGAUGGUUACAGGAAGUGUCCAACGCCGUGAGACCUCAGCAGACUCCUCCCUCUGCGGGGAGCACCACCAUCCCCCCCCUGCCAGCCCCUCCCUCCUCCAGGGGCGUCCCCUCCGCCCAGUUCCCACCUCUGUCUCUCCCGUGUGUCCCUCUGAUCCCUGGUCCAUUGAUGGCGGGACCCUCCAUGUCUCCCCCGUCGAUGGUGGGACCUCCCAUGUCUCUCCCGUCGAUGGUGGGACCUCCCAUGUCUCUCCCGUCGAUGGUGGGACCUCCCAUGUCUCUCCCGUCGAUGGUGGGACCUCCCAUGUCUCUCCCGUCCAUGUGCGUCCCGACCAUGACGGCGACCAUGACCACGGCAGCUCCGAUGCUCCUCCCACAGCCGUUCCCGCUGUCCUUUGACGCAGCCCCAGUGUACGGGAGCCCGCCUCUGCAGCCUGCGCUCGUGCCGGUGCCGGGCUACACUCCGCGGUUAUCUAGCGCCGCAGCGUUCCCGAACGUGGUGCCCGUGGUGGGGAUCACGCCGUCGCAGAUGGUGGCUAACGUCUUCUGCACCGCAACACCAUCCUCCUCCAGUCGAACGGGAGCAAGCCAGUCCUGCGGGGUCACCACGGCAACCGCAGUGCUAACAGCUAAUUGCGGUGCAGUUGGGUUAGUGAACGGUGCAAAUGCCGGCACAACAUGGCCGCCUGAGGGGAGUCAGCUGACCACGAGCUCGGCGAAGGAUGAUGAGCGGUUUGAGGCCAAGUGGGCAGCGCUGGAGACCAAAGCUGGGACCAAUGCUGCUAGUGCUACGAAUGCUGCUGCUAACGCUAAUGCUAAUGCUGCUAACCCUUUCUCCAACAGCCUGCAGAAGACUUUUGAAAUCGAGCUGUGA